UCUUAAGGAUUUAUAACUUAUAUACGUAAUUACGAGAGUUAUGAACAACGGCUUGAAAUUCUUCGUACUUUCUACCGUCAUAUUCGUCGGUUAUUUAUCCACGUGCUUGCAGUUAGUGCAAGCGCAUCGUAACGAUAAUGCUGAACUGGUGAUCAAGGAGAUCGAGGAAAAUCAGAAAAAUUGUAUGCCUCGUUCGAUCAAUGACUUCCCAAAAGACAUCUUUACGCCGGAACAACGUGAAAAGGGGGCGGCUCUGCUACACGCAUUCUUCGGCUUUUAUUGCUUUUUAUUGACUGCUUUCGUCUGUAACGAUUAUCUCUUACCAGCACUCGAUUGCAUCUGUUCGGGAUUGAAUAUCUCAGCUGAUGUUGCUGGUGCCACAUUUCUUGCUACUGCCAGCUGUUUUCCCGAAUUAUUCGUCAGUGUCGUUGGUACCUUCUUAACUGAAUCUGACCUUGGAGUUGGUACCGUAGUUGGUAGUGCAGUAUUCAAUACUUUUGCUACUACAGCCUGUGGAGCACUUUCAGCAAUAAAAGGUAUACAGCUAGAAUGGCAAAUACUGUCGCGCGAUUGCAUAAUCUACGUGAUAUCCGUUGGUUCGUUGGUAUUGGUUAUGUGGGACGGCCUGAUCACCUGGUACGAAGCAACAAUCUUCAUGGUAUUGUUCGUUGGUUAUUUGGUCCUUCUGUUCAGUGGCGAAGGGAUCACACGUUGGUAUAAGAAGAUCAAACAUCUUUGUUGGAACGGUACCGAAUUUUCGGAAGAAAGUGUGACUUCAAAGCCGACGACCGAUCCUAUGGUGCACGGUAUGUACAAGCCAUAUGUUCACGGUGAACUAAUUGCCGAAUACAGGAAAAAGAGCAUCACGAAGAUGGCCGAAAUUAAAUCGACUAAUAAGAAUUUCGAGGAACCACUGGAGAAUAACGAGGAAUUGGUCGAUUAUGUUGAACCAGGUAGGUUUAGGACAAUGAUGUUUAAUUGUAAUUCUUUCAAAUUUUUUUGUCAUCUUAUCUAUUUCCUUUCAAUAUUUCUUUUUUCAGAUACGCCGUUCGUUUUACCGAAAGGUAAUUCACUAAUGAAGUUAUGGUUUUACUUUACCUGGCCUUUAAGGAUCUCCCUAUUUGUCACCAUACCAGACACCAGAUAUAAAAGAUUUCGUUCGUGGUACCUUUUAACUUUUUUCAUUUGUACCAUGUGGAUCGUAGUAUCAUCUUAUAUGGUAUCUUGGAUGAUGACAGUCGUCGGGGACACCAUGGGAAUCCCUGAUUCCGUUAUGGGUAUAACGUUUCUAUCGGCUGGUGGUAACAUGCCCGAGCUUGUUUCGAUCGUUAUCCUUUCCAGACAAGGUAAUGGUGACAUGGCAAUGAGCAACACGUUGGGUGCUAAUACUCUUGAUAUUCUUCUGUGUUUGGGUCUACCAUGGCUGAUAAAAACUUUAAUGUCGGGCAAAGACGUCGAAAUCGUAUCCGGUGCUCUCUCUUAUAGUGUCUUAUCAAUAAUCAUUUGCGUUAUAUGCUUCUACUCGGUCACAGCUUUUUACAAAUUUAAGCUGAACAAAAAAGUUGGCGCCGUUUGUCUUGUAAUGUACGCAAUAUUUCUUAUAUUUGCUAUAUCGGUUGAAUUGAACGUAUUCUUUCACGUUAAUUGGCCGAUGUGCGAUCGAUAGUCGAAGAUCGAAUUUAUCGACAAUCGUCGUAACGUUCUCGAAUAUGUUAUGAUACAAAAAUAUGCGCAAAGUCGAAAUGAGAGUAAGAGAGAGAAAGAGAGAGAAUAGGAGAGAAAGAGAGAGGGAGAAAGAGAGAAAAAAGAAUGAAAAAGAAUAAGAGAAAAACAAAGUGACAGAGAGAGAGAGAGAGAGAGAGAGAGAGAGAGAGAGAGAGAGAGAGAGAGAGAGAGAGAGAUAAUAAAAAAAGACAGGAAAGCAACCAAAUAAUUAUUUAUACGUAUAGUAUGUGUGUGUACAUUUGAUUGAAAUAAAGGAUAACGAAUAAUACUCAUGUCGUGUAAACUUGAUAGGGAGCAAUUAAAUUUCUAGCUUAUUUUUAAAUCAAUAUAUAAUUUAGAUAUAAAGAGAAUAGGAGAGGAAAAAAUAAGAAAAUAAAAAAAUUAAAGAGAAAAGAAAAAAAAAUAAAAGGAGAAAGAGAAGCAUGACAUAUAUGAUCGCAAGACUUGAUUCGAAUUUUUCUCUGCAUUGCGAACAAUAUUAAUACUACGUUUAAAAAUUAUUGAUCGACGAACUCGAAACAUAAUAUCAACAUUGAAUGUAUCAUGUGAUACCCUCUCGAGAAGGACGAAAUGGGUUUUUGUUUUAAGAAAAUCGUUCGUUUUUUCUAAUAGAACAAUAAAAAAUUUUUCUUUAUAUCUGUCGAGCUUCAUCCAUGUGAACAGAUAUAUUCAUAAUGGUGAACAGAAUAAAUUCAAGCAGAUGAAAUUGUUUUUUUUUUAUUUUUAGUAAUAGCUUCUUUACUAUUUUAAGUAUUAAUAAAAAAAUAAAUAAAUAAAUAAAUAAAUGUACACAAAAUAUGAAAAAGAAAAGUGUGUAUGUGUGUAAGAGAGGGAGAGAGAGAAAGUGAAUAUAGGAUGACGAAAAAAAAACUCGUCAAAAUUAUUGAAGGAACCCAUGUCAUUCGGCAUAUAUAGCUCUUUUAAAAAUAAAUCGUUAAGUGAAUCAAUCAAACGAUUCUGUCAUUAAGAAGAAUAAUGAAUACACCCGAUUCGGUUUUCAUGAUAAUAAAGAGUAUUUUUAUUAUUUCAUAAACAAUGACAAUGAAGAAGGGAAUAGUUAUCUUCACGCGGACAUAAAUGAGAGAGAGAGAGUGAGAGAGAGGGCAAAAGGUGAGAUGGAAGAGAGAGGGAGAGAAAGAGAGAGAGAUGGAGAAAGGUAAGGUGGAAGAGAGAAAAAUAAGAAAAUUCUUUUAAUAUUCGAUAUAUGUAUGUGAAUAAAUAUAUAUAUGUCGUAGGUAUCAACUUUGUGUCUAGAGAGUAAUGGUGUGUGUGUGUGUGUGUGUAUGAAUGUAUGUAUGUAUGUAUGUAUGAAUUAUUAAAUUCGUAUAGGAAGGGCGCAAUUGAUUGAUUAAUGUACGAACGAGAUUACGAGGAUUAUUAUAAAAAUGUGCUUUUAUAAAGCGAGAAAAAAAAAAUUAAUAAAAAGAUAAAAAGAGAGAGAGAGAGAGAAAGAGGGAAAGAGAAAUAGAUAGAGAGAGAAUGAGAUAAAAAAUAGUAAAACAUGCGAAAUUUUGAGAAAUCGAUAAAAUUUUUGUAAGAUUUGUUUAUAUCCAUUCGAUGAACUUUUCUUCUUUCUUUUUUCUGUAAGAUCCUUCUCUUUGUUUUGUGUUUUCUAUAUUACUUUUUUCUUGCUUCCUCUCCCUCCCCCCUUUCAAUACUUCGCCAUAUUAUUCUCGCGUUCGAUGGAAGAGUUCAUCGAAGGAGUGUUAAAAACUAUAUAAAAUAGAGGAACAUUGACGUGUAAAUGACGGACAUUAUAUAUACAUACAUAUGUAUGUAAGUAUAAAAAAGUAUAAUGAUGAUACUUUAAAGAUAAAGCAAUGUUAGCACACGUGUCGUGUUUGUUUAUCUCUUUCUUCUUUUUUCCUUUUUUUUUAGCAAUAUCAUCUAAACAACGUGUACGUAUACGCAUAUUGUGUAUAUACAUACAUAAGUACUUACACACACACACACACACACACACACACACACACACACACACA
Messenger RNA from Vespula vulgaris, 3707 nucleotides. Its product is annotated as sodium/potassium/calcium exchanger 4-like. Gene Ontology annotation, molecular function: calcium, potassium:sodium antiporter activity; calcium channel activity. Gene Ontology annotation, biological process: calcium ion transmembrane transport; intracellular calcium ion homeostasis. Lineage: Eukaryota; Metazoa; Arthropoda; Insecta; Hymenoptera; Vespidae. The record is from RefSeq and is a predicted model, not a curated record. Bases 41 to 1666 code for a protein of 541 amino acids. Gene Ontology annotation, cellular component: membrane. The transcript is spliced from 5 exons.